UCAUUCGUGUUUCUCGAUUGUUUUCGUACGGACGUGUUGUUGCGACUCGUCGUAUUGUUUUUUGUUUUUUGUUUGUUAUUAGUUGUGUAAAGUGAAAUUACUAAUAAGCUAUUAAAUAGCACAAUUAGAUAAAUAUCGGACAAGAUAGUUUGUGGUGGUAAAAGUUUAAACAACAAUCUGUAAUCUACGAAACUAACACACACACAAACACACACGAUGGUUGCACCGAAGGAAAACGCAUCAAAGCAGCUCCGCUACGAUGGGCGGGUCGUGGUGGUGACCGGAGCAGGCGCCGGGCUCGGCCGCGAGUACGCGCUGCUGUUUGCGUCGCGCGGUGCAAAGGUCGUUGUGAACGACCUGGGGGGCAAUUUCCACGGCCAGGGCAAAUCGAACGCCGCCGACAAGGUGGUGGAGGAGAUCCGGGCCGCCGGCGGCGUCGCCGUGCCGGACUACAACUCGGUCGUCGAGGGCGACAAGAUCGUGCAGACGGCGCUGGAGAACUUUGGCCGGAUCGAUGUGCUGGUGAACAAUGCGGGCAUUUUGCGCGACCGCAGCCUGGCCCGCAUCUCGGACGAGGACUGGAACCUGAUCCACGAUGUGCACCUGAAGGGCAGCUUCCUGACGACGCGCGCGGCCUGGCCGGUGAUGAAGAAGCAAAACUAUGGCCGCAUCAUCAUGACGUCGAGCAAUUCGGGCGUGUACGGCAACUUCGGGCAGGCGAACUACAGUGCGGCCAAGCUGGGGCUGGUCGGGCUGGCGAACACGGUCGCGAUCGAGGGCGCGAAGAACAACAUCCAGUGCAAUGUGAUCGUGCCGACGGCCGCCUCCCGCAUGACGGAGGGCAUCCUGCCGGAGAUACUGUUCAAUGAGCUUAAGCCAAAGCUGAUUGCCCCGGUAGUGGCGUACCUGUGCCACGAGUCGUGCGAGGACACCGGCGCCAUCAUCGAAAGUGCGGCCGGCUGGGCGACCAAGGUGCACUUUGUGCGGGGCAGGGGCUGCGUGCUGCGCACCUCGAUCGACGAGGACGUUUCGCCCGAGUACGUGCAGCAGGUGUGGAACCGGGUGACGGACAUGUCGGAGGCGAAACGGCUGAACGCGAUCGGCGAGGCCAGCCUGAGCCUGGUCGGCGUGCUGGAAAAGCUGCGCGACGGCCAGAACAAUGAAAACUCGGUGACGGAAACGUUCCGGUACGGGUUUAAGGAUGCGAUCCUGUACGCGCUCGGCGUCGGUGCGUCCGUUACCGAUCCGACCGAUCUGAAGUUCCUGUACGAGAACAAUCCGGAGUUUGCCGUGCUGCCCACGUUCUUCAUCCUGCCCGGGCUGCUCGCCGUGAUGGGCUCGAGCCUGACUGCGUCCGCCAUCAAGCACACCACGUUUGAUCUUACUAAUAUCCUGCACGGUGAGCAGUACAUCGAGCUGUUCGAAGCACCGGCCACCGAGGGCGUCCUAACGACCACCUCGACCGUGCUGGACGUGGUGGACAAAAAGUCCGGCGCGCUCGUCAUCACGCAGUCCGACUCGUACGACGAGCAGGGCACACUUGUUGCCCGCAAUCAGAGCUCCACCUUUGUCGUCGGUGCCGGCAACUUUAACGGCAAAACGAAGGCAGGCCCGGAGGUGAAACCGCUCGUGCCCAACCCGAAACGUUCGCCGGACGCGUCGGUGGAGGUGCCGACGCACCAGAACCAGGCCGCCGUAUACCGGCUGUCCGGCGAUCUGAACCCGAUGCACAUCGAUCCGAGCUUUUCGGCCAUCGCCGGCUACAAGGUGCCGAUCCUGCACGGCCUCUGCACGAUGGGCGUCUCGGUGAAGGCGGUGCUGAAGCAGUUCGGCGGUGACGAUCCGACCCUGUUCCGGGCGGCCAAGGUGCGCUUCUCCAAACCGGUCCUGCCGGGUCAAACGUUGCGCGUCGACAUGUGGAAGGAGCCGAACAACCGGGUCUGCUUCCGCACGGUCGUGGUGGAGACGAGUACGGAGGUGCUAUCGGGUGCGUACGUAGACUUCAAGCAGAUCGUCAUCAAGCCGAACAUGACUGCCGCCGUUGACCUGCAGAGCGAUGCCGUGUUCGCCGGCAUCAAGGACCGCGUGGCCGAGAACGAGGCCAAGGCGAAGGCCAUCAAUGCGGUCUUCCUGUACAAAAUCACCAGCGGUGGCAAGGUGGCCAAGGAGUGGGUGCUCGACCUGAAGAACGCGAAGGUGUACGAAGGCCCGGUACAGGGUGGCGGUAAGGCCGACACCACCAUGACGAUAGCCGACGGGGACAUGAUCGAGCUGGCGCUCGGCAAACUGCAGCCUCAGACCGCGUUCAUGAAGGGCAAGCUGAAGAUUGCCGGCAACAUUAUGCUGGCCCAGAAGCUGGCCCCGCUGCUCAAGACGGAAGCGAAGCUGUAAGGGCGCGGGGGGACGAGAAACGGGAUGGAGAAGAACACACGAACAUUCUUAUACAAAGUGCAAAGUGCAUGCCAGCCAGAGUUCGUACGUACAUUUCCAAAGUUAAGCAGAAUUCAGUUUUCGGGUAGUACUCAUCACCACCACACUACAAGCCACAUCGAACAACGAAGCGUAGGGUCUAUAAAGUCAAUCACCACUACCAUCACCGGCGGAGAAGCUCUAGGUUCGUUUGUUUUAGCGGAGCGCGCGCGGGAGCAUGACUGGACAAGAUUUUACUGUAUGUUCAUUCCCUUUUUUUCUUCCUUUUUAAUCUGCCCUCUGAUAAGCCGUUCGAACCGGUGCUGAAAGCGCUGGGGGAGGAGAGUGAGAGGCAUUGGCAUUUCUUUUACGCCGCGAAAGGAAGAUUAUUAUUAUGUUUCGUGUUUCCGUUUUAUGUUGUUUCUAAUUUUAAAUCCGUUGCUCCCUUACUCCGUGUGCUUAAUUGCGGUAUGGCGGUACCUUUACGCUGUUAUUAUUACGACCUACACUGGUAGAAGAGCUAGUAUUGUGUAUGUAUGGUGUCGAUUGCGUUGGCAUGUUUAAAUCAAAAAUCUACAAUACCGACGGGGGUUAUGGGCAAUAAAAUGGAAGAAAAUGAAAAAUUUGUACCAAAAACAAAAA
Messenger RNA from Anopheles arabiensis, 3051 nucleotides. RefSeq names its product peroxisomal multifunctional enzyme type 2-like. NCBI's taxonomy places the organism in Eukaryota, Metazoa, Arthropoda, Insecta, Diptera, Culicidae. Gene Ontology annotation, molecular function: oxidoreductase activity. The record is from RefSeq and is a predicted model, not a curated record. Bases 217 to 2391 code for a protein of 724 amino acids. The transcript is spliced from 6 exons. Gene Ontology annotation, cellular component: cytosol.